Molecule: messenger RNA, 1123 nt
Organism: Ochlerotatus camptorhynchus
Lineage: Eukaryota; Metazoa; Arthropoda; Insecta; Diptera; Culicidae
Gene: MED21
Product: mediator complex subunit 21
Exons: 2
Coding region: 438-863 (141 amino acids)
Biological process (GO): regulation of transcription by RNA polymerase II
Cellular component (GO): mediator complex
Molecular function (GO): transcription coregulator activity
Source: RefSeq, a predicted model, not a curated record
UGUGAAAGAAAGAAUUUUCGUCACAAUAAAUUCCACGAUUAUCACCAGUAGCAGAAAUAGCAGGAAGCAAUCCUUAUUGUCUUCCGGAAGAUAAGGUUCCGAACUUCCUGAGGGAAUGAUUAGUGACCAGAAGGAAGCUUACUAAGCCACGCUUUUGUCGCGAUAACAAUACUCAGACCCGUGCGUGAUCCCGUAAUCGUUCCAGCUGGCACUAGUUGCAAGAUUGCCUGUUCUUUCUUCCGUAAACAUUUUCGGAUUCGUUUUGGAAUAACUUCAGAAUCAGUUGAAAUUGGAACCACACUCGACAGCACCGUUGGCACGGUGGCAUCGUUUUACUUUUAGUUUUUUUCUAUUUUUAUUUUCUUUUUUGAGUUGCUAUUUUAAUUUCUGCCAAAAUUGACGAGGAAACGCUGGACUAUUCCAUUGUCUUCGAAGCGAUGGCUGACAGACUAACCCAGCUUCAGGACACGGUAAAUCAGCAAGCGGAACACUUCUGUAACAGCAUCGGCAUACUGCAACAGUGCUCGGUUCCGAGCAAGUUCCCCGGCUUCGAACGAACUGGAUCACAUACACCUCAGCAAAACCAGCAGGAAGACUACGCGCAACUAUUUUCCACCUUGAUCUCAAGAUGUGCCAAGGACAUCGACACGCUUAUCGAAUCUCUGCCCAGCGAGGAAAGCUCAAUCGAACUGCAAGUGCAAGCGCUGAAAAGGCUCGAGAUCGAAAACCAAGAAUCCGCUGAAAAACUCGAGGAAGUUGUGCGGAAAGGUGAACUAUUGCUGGAGAAGAUACAGGCUGCCCUGAGCGAUAUCGCACAGUCCCAGCUUGAUAUGCAGUAUUCGUCGUCGCCUAAAAAGCAAUGACUGACAGCCAAAACAAUUCCCAACAGCGCGAGGACGGACCCAAUCGUUCGUUCAGCUGCAGCUGCUGGUACCGGUACACUCAAUGAGGGAGGUUGCGCCGCGCAGGAAAACGACAAAAUGUGUUAGUUAUGUUCAGUUUUUUUUUUUUGUUUUGUAUCAUUAUGUUUCGUAUGUAUCAAUUGAACACUAGUGAUAAUAUUUACAAUUAAAAUAACUACAGCUUAACGAUAAGUUAAUAAUAAAACAUAUAUCGAUCAAAA